Molecule: messenger RNA, 1645 nt
Organism: Girardinichthys multiradiatus
Lineage: Eukaryota; Metazoa; Chordata; Actinopteri; Cyprinodontiformes; Goodeidae
Gene: lrrc39
Product: leucine rich repeat containing 39
Exons: 9
Coding region: 340-1371 (343 amino acids)
Molecular function (GO): protein binding
Source: RefSeq, a predicted model, not a curated record
UUAUGAGGUCUUCUCCUAACCCAGGCAGCAGAACGGACGACUGGAGAAGAACCUGGGCAGGUUUUCCUUUGUACAUCCAUCAACUAGAGAAAUCAGGCAGGAACCAGGAAGGCUUCCACCUGUUUACACACUGUUAGAACCAACACCAUGUCAGCUGCCUCUCAGCCGGGUCAUGUGACCUGGGGGCUAAAAUUACCCAGCAGAUCUGACGUCAGUUUACAGCAGCAUGGAGGACGGCCGCAGGGCUCCAAGCAUCCUCAGUGGGGCAUAAGGCUGAAGAUCAAAGGUCAAAGCUCGUCCUACCGGUCAUCCUGUGCACUUUGACAUCACCUGGCUGUCAUGGUGGGCGUGGUGGCGUGCAGCUCCAUGAGCUCCAUCAAAGCUCUGUGGGAGACCCGGAUCAAGAAAGGAAGGGAGGAGGAGGAGCAGAGGAGGACGACGUCCAGGGGCGGGACCACAGGCAGACUUAGUGUUCGGGUCUGGGAGGACCGGGCGGUUCUGGCUCGGCUGAAGGAAAAGCUACAGAUGGAAGAUGGAAGACUGGUUCUCCGAAUUGAACAAGAGGAGUGGAAGAUCUUGCCAGGGUGCCUGAUCCAAUUCAAUCAGGCCCAGGAGUGGCAGAUCCAUAAGACUGGCCUGCUGAAGAUUCCUCAUUUCAUCUCCAACUUCCAGAACCUUCUGGUUCUGGAUCUUUCCCGCAAUGCAGUCGCAGAGGUCCCGAAACAGAUUGGGACGUUGACCCGGCUCAGAGAACUGCUGCUGAGCUACAACAGAAUCCAGUUUGUCCCUGAAGAACUGAGUGGAUGUGAGAGUCUGGAGAAACUGGAGCUGGCUAUGAACCGGAACCUUAAUGAGCUCCCAGACCAGCUGAGGAACCUGACGAGGCUGCAGCAUUUGGACCUGUCCAUGAACGACUUCAGCUUGUUUCCAGAUUGUGUGGUUGCCAUGCCAGGGCUGCAGUGGCUCGACAUGGGAGGGAACCGCCUUCAGCUCCUACCUGAUGAUAUCCACAGGAUGGAGAAGCUGCACACGCUGUGGCUUCAGAGAAAUGAUCUGGAGAAACUUCCAGAAAACAUCAGCCGGAUGUCGAGUCUGGACACGCUGGUCCUCAGCAGCAACAGGCUGAGAGACAUCCCUUCACUGAUGGAGGACAUGACCAACCUCAGGUUUGUGAAUUUCAGAGAUAACCCCCUGACCAUGGAUGUGACUCUGCCUCCGAGGAAGAAGGUGGCUGAGGAUGACGAGGACGACAGAGAGAUGUUUGGACGGGAGUUCAUGCAGAUGUACAUCCAGGAGGCCAGGAAGAGAUCGUAUGCUGUGCUCAACAUGCACUGUGUCAACCAGAUUGAUGAAGACUCAGCUGAUAAAUAACCCAGCCCUCCUUGGUUCUGGACUCCUUGGUUCCUCUUGGCUGUACAGCUGCAGAAUUUUACAAGCUUUACAAACCAGGACAUGAAGGAGGACUCAGAUCUACUGACAUUAUUUCCAGCUGUGAGAACAUCCUUCACACCCAUCCACUGAUUACAGUGUACUGGGUCAGAACCAGAAAACACUUUGGAUCAAGAAACACGCAGCAGACAAUUACAAAACCAUUAAUAUUUAUCUGAUGAAGAGUUAAUUUUUAUUAAAACAGAUUUUAUAUAAA